UUCUCCUAUAAAUUCCCUCUGGGUCUGUUCUAACUCUCUUCACUGCUUCCCUCUCUCUUCAUUAUUUUUCCAUUGUCAACCCUUUGAAGCAUAUCUAUCAGAGAAAUGACAUCAACAGUAAAAACCAUGAUGCUUCCAAUGGUGUUACUGAAAUUAGUGGACUGGCUUUUGUACCAGUUCUUAGGAAACUCAUGUUAUAGGGCUGCAAUGAAGGUUAUAAACCAUGGCUUCUUUCUGAAAAAUACUUGCAUCAAAUCAUCAACUUCAUCUUCGCAUCAGAUUCCUUUAUACCCUAGUAUUACCAAAUGCCAUUUACAUGGAAGAAAAUCAAAAACACUUGUGUGUGAUAUUCAUGGCUGCUUGUUAAGAUCUCAGUCUUUCUUCCCUUACUUCAUGCUGGUUGCAUUUGAAGGUGGCAGCAUUUUAAGAGCCUUUUUGCUGCUCUUAUCAAGUCCUCUUUUGUUGGUUUUGGACUACGAGCUUAAAUUGAGGGUCAUGAUUUUUAUUACAUUUUGUGGGCUUAGGUUGGAGGAUAUGGAUAGUGUAUCAAGAGCUGUUUUGCCUAAAUUUUAUCUUGAAAAUCUCAAUUUUCAUGCUUUUGAGGUUCUUGAUUCAGUAGGAUCUAAGGUUGUCUUAACAAGUGUGCCUAGAGUAAUGGUGGAAGGUUUUCUAAAGGAGUACUUAAGUGUUGAUUCUGUUAAAGGGACUGAGUUGCAUACAGUAGGGAACCAUUUCACCGGUUUAGUAUCCAAUACAGGACUUCUUAUUAAACAUAGAGCUCUUAAAGACUUGUUUGGGGAGAAAAGACCUGACAUUGGCAUUGGAACUUCAAGUCUUUAUGACCACCUAUUAAUCUCUCUUUGCAAGGAAGCAUAUGUGAUCAACAAAGAAGACAGCAAAACCAGUGCAAAUUCAGUACUUCCAAGAGAGAAAUAUCCGAAGCCCUUAGUAUUUCAUGAUGGAAGGCUAGCAUUUUUGCCCACUCCCUUUGCAACUUUGGCUAUGUUCAUGUGGAUUCCUGUGGGAUUUGUGCUGGCAAUCUUUAGACUUUUUGUUGGCAUCUAUUUACCUUACAAAAUGGCCAUCUUCUUAGGCACUUCAAGUGGUGUAAACAUCAGAAUCAAAGGCUGUGCUCCCUUAAAAUCCCAAAAUGGUAAAGGUGUACUCUAUGUUUGUACCCAUAGAACCCUUUUGGACCCAGUUUUCCUCAGCACAUCCCUUGAAAGACCCUUAACUGCAGUAACAUACAGCCUAAGUAAAAUGUCCGAAAUCAUGUCACCUAUAAAAACAGUCAGAUUAACUAGAAAGAGAAAACAAGAUGGUGAAACUAUGCAGAAAUUACUAAAAGAAGGUGAUUUAGUAGUCUGUCCAGAAGGUACCACGUGCAGAGAACCAUAUUUGCUGAGAUUUAGCUCUCUUUUUGCUGAAUUAGCUGAUGAAAUUGUACCGGUUGCCAUCAACACAAAUGUGACCAUGUUUUAUGGGACUACUGCAAGUGGGCUCAAAUGUUUGGACCCUAUAUUCUUCUUGAUGAACCCUAGACCAAGUUACAGUGUUCAGAUUCUUGGGAAGAUGCCCAAAGAGCUAACAUGUGCUGGUGGUAAAUCUAGCCAUGAGGUGGCUAAUUAUAUACAGAGACAACUGGCUCAUGCAUUGGGUUUCGAAUGCACUACUCUUACAAGAAGGGACAAGUACAUGAUGCUAGCAGGGAAUGAAGGUGUAGUCCAAGAUAAUAGAAAAAAACCCUAGAUUUGCAUUACUGUUUUAGCGAUGAUCUAUCUAUUAUAUUCUUAAUUUAGUGAUUUUAUAAUUUUAUUUUAUUUUAUUUUAUUUUUUUUGUGAAAAAUAUGAUUUCUUUAUCCAUAUAGAUUAAUGGUAAUUUAUGCUGGAUCCUACUUUUGUAUGGGGAUGUGUUCAAAUGAUAC
This is a messenger RNA of Olea europaea var. sylvestris, 1925 nucleotides long. RefSeq names its product glycerol-3-phosphate acyltransferase 1. Gene Ontology annotation, molecular function: glycerol-3-phosphate 2-O-acyltransferase activity; phosphatase activity. Lineage: Eukaryota; Viridiplantae; Streptophyta; Magnoliopsida; Lamiales; Oleaceae. The transcript is spliced from 2 exons. The record is from RefSeq and is a predicted model, not a curated record. Gene Ontology annotation, biological process: cutin biosynthetic process. Gene Ontology annotation, cellular component: membrane. Bases 106 to 1749 code for a protein of 547 amino acids.